Zingiber officinale is the source of this 1118-nucleotide messenger RNA. RefSeq lists its product as uncharacterized. Bases 255 to 713 code for a protein of 152 amino acids. The transcript has 2 exons. The record is from RefSeq and is a predicted model, not a curated record. NCBI's taxonomy places the organism in Eukaryota, Viridiplantae, Streptophyta, Magnoliopsida, Zingiberales, Zingiberaceae.
GGGGGCCACUGAGCGGCGGGACCCGCCUUUUGCACCAAUGAAGAAACGAAAAGAAAAACGCUUAAUUACCGAAAUCGAAUGAAACGGAAGCUUCGAGAACAAGAACCGAAGUCCCCGCCGACGAUAGCAGAGAGAGGAGACGGCGAAGAAAUGGAGUCCCCCGAGCAGAGAAGGUAGCAUUUCAUCUCCUCCUCGGACCCUCGUCCAUCGCCGCUGCUCCACCAGGCGAAAAGCCUGCGUCUGUUUUCUUCGUCAUGUCGACUACGUUGAUUAGUAGCGGGGGAGAAGCCUCCGUGGCGGCGGCGGCGGCCGUAGUGGAGUUGGAGUUCGUGGCGUGCGACUGCUGCGGCCUCACGGAGGAGUGCACGCCGGCGUACAUCGCGAUCGUGCGGGAGCGGCACGGGGGCAAGUGGCUAUGCGGCCUCUGCGCGGAGGCCGUGCGGGAUGAGCUCCUACGCUCUGGACUCGUGAUCUCGACGGAAGAGGCCAUGGACCGGCACGCCACCUUCUGCCGGAGCUUCAGGUCCGCCAAGGCGGCGGCGGUCGACCCGUCGGAGCAGUUGAUCGCGGCCAUCAAGCAGUGCCUCCGGCGGAGCCUCGAGGCGCCGCGGGCGGUGCGAUCGACACCGAGCAGCCCCCGGACCGGUGUCGGCCUUGGGGCCCGUUCCAACUUGGUCCGGACCGGGAGCGGCUUCCCCGAUCUGCUUGGCUGAGAAGGGAGGCCGAAAAGGGAAUAAUAACAUUACGAAGAAGGUAAAUAUUCUCCCAGUUGCAGUCCAGAACAUACCAAUCUCGAUGUUCGGGUAAAUUUCACUGCCUGUACAGGUACUGCCCUAACCUCUCACAAUGAAGUGGUGGGAUCCACUACUUAAGUGUGGGUCCCAUCAUCCCAAUGUGAGAGGUUGGGGCAGUGCCUGUACAGAUAGGAUCGAAUUAACCCGAUGUUCGGAAGAACAGCUUUGUUCUAGGCCAGAAAUCUAGGUAAUUCUCCUAUUCAAUUAUUCUCAAUUGUAAAUGCUACUUUCCAGUCGCGGUAGAUGGAAGAAUUCCAUUUUCCAUAAUUUAUUUAAAGAUCUGCAAACAAAAUGAGUUUAUUGGUUGAUCGAACUUGGAACAAA